GUGUGCACAUCAGUGCCCCCCCAUCAGUGCCAACCAUCAGUGCUGCCCAGCAGUGCAACCCAUCAGUUCCGCCAGUCAGUGCCCAGCAGUGCCACCAGUCAGUGCCAUCACUCAGUGCCGCCUAUCAGUGCUGCCUAUCAGUGCUGCCUAUCAAUGCCCAUCAGUGCUACCUAUCUGUGCCACCUCAUCAGUGCCACCUAUCAGUGCCCAUCAGUGGCACCUAACAGUUCCCAUCAGUGCAGCCUCAUCAACGACAUCAAUGAAGGAGAAAAAUUACCUGUUUGUAAAAUUUUAUAA
This is a messenger RNA of Staurois parvus, 297 nucleotides long. The record is from the annotation of a GenBank genome assembly. NCBI's taxonomy places the organism in Eukaryota, Metazoa, Chordata, Amphibia, Anura, Ranidae.